This is a messenger RNA of Paramecium sonneborni, 756 nucleotides long. The record is from the annotation of a GenBank genome assembly. NCBI's taxonomy places the organism in Eukaryota, Ciliophora, Oligohymenophorea, Peniculida, Parameciidae.
AAAAAAGAUUUAAAAUGACUAAUUCUCAAGAAAAGAUGUAAUAAGAUUAUAUCUGGAUCAGAGAUUAAUCAACAGGAGAUGCAGAUGUCAAAAUGAGAACAUUUGGAUAACAUUAUUUAUAUUAUCAUGCUCCAAAUAAGAGAGAACGAUUAGAAAUGAUAUGGAGAUCUAUGGGAAAAGCUUAUGAUUGGGAAAUGGAAAAAUUUAGAGUAUUUAUCUAUAUUCAAUUCUUUUUAGAUGCAAAAAAAAUUUAUUGAUAGAGGUAAUAAAAGGAGAUUCUUUAAAAACUUUUUCAGAUUCAUUAAAAACCCAUUUGGUUAUAUUUAUUGGAAGACUUACAAAAUUAGACAACCUAAAGGUAGAAUUAUCACUACUAUGCUUGGUCUUGGAGUUAUUGGAACAUUAUAUAAGUAUAAAUUAGAAUCAAGUAUCUCUUUCAUCUAUUCAUAGAUCAAAUCUAAAAAAGAGAGUAUUAUUUAUUGACUGCUGGUAAAAAUUCAGAAGGAAGUGGACUUAUUAAUACUGGUUACAAUAAUGAUAAGUUUCUAUUUUAUUGAAUACUUUUAGAUUGGCUCGUCAAGGAAUGCCUCUGACUCAAAUGUUCUACUCUUAUCUUAUGGCCAAAGAUAUCGUUGUCUCAAGAUCUAGAGAUUAAAAUUAUAGAAAAUACUUUGAAAUGAGAAAAAAGUAUUAAAUCAAAGAAUGAAAAAUAUAUUAUACACACAUAAAUAAUAAAAAUAUAUAAAUCAAACAAAC